UAAUAAGCCCCAAGGCGACGAGCUUCCUGGAAAUUUCCCAGGAAACAUUGCAACAGCGCAUGCGCCUUUGCUCAUUAGAGGAGAACAUGGCGGACCCUCUCUCGUCCGAAGAAGAGCAGGCCACAGCUGAGUUUCUCCAGCGCAUCAACUUCUGGCGGUCGCAGCACAAUGCCGCACCUCUCCCCUGGGACACGGCUGUCAAGUUCCUCAUGGCCAGGAAGUUUGACGUGAACAGGGCCAUCGACCUCUACGCUCAAUACGCUGCAACUCGUUACAAGGAAAGUAUCUUUAACUUCCACCCAACAGAGGACCCUCUGAAGAGUGAACUGUUGACGGGGAAGUUCACUGUCCUGCCCACCCGAGACUACAACGGAGCGGCCAUCGCUCUGUUUACAGCCAAACUUCACGAUCCCAGCAAAAGCACACAUCAGCUGACACUCAAGGGGGUGAUCUACCAGUUGGACCAAGCACUUGAAAACCGUCAGACCCAGCGGAAUGGGCUCAUCUUCGUGUAUGACAUGACAGAUUCUGCCUACAGUAACUUCGACUACGACCUUAGCAGGAAGAUCCUAAAUCUGCUCAAGGGAGGGUACCCGGCGCGCAUGAAGCGGAUGUUAAUCGUGACUGCACCCCUGUGGUUUAAGGUGCCCUUCAGCGUACUACGGCAGUUUGUCAGAGAAAAGCUUCGAGAAAGGGUCCACGUGAUUGAUAUAUCCGAGUUGCACAACUUCAUUCCCCUGUCUGCCCUCCCCACCCACCUGGGCGGAGACCUGCUCAUUGACCACCCCUCGUGGCUGCAGCGCUGCUGGAACGCCUCCCUGGCCCAGGACCACGCCGGACCAAACGACACACCGCCCUCCCCCUCCGAGUACACGCCCUUCGUCAGUCCCAACAUGAAAAACAGGACUGAGAACGACAAGGAACACGACUCGGACGCCAGCUCCCAGAACUCAGACACUGAGCACAUUGACGUUGCUCUGAACGGCAUUGUGGAUGUUACCAAAGCGGCCAAGUCGGAGGGAAACACACCCACAGAGACAGAUAGUGGCUUCUCAGAGAGGCAGGGUGUGGAGAAGCAGCAGGCGGUAAGUGUGGACCACACCACCAACGGGAAUGCUCAGGCUGCUGUGGACGACAGAAUAGUGGACGAGGACUCGAGCGAGGAGGACGAAAGCCUGCCGCCGCCGCCACUGCCCAGAAAGACUUACCUGACAAAUUUUGAAGAAGAGUCCAUUCACACAGUAGAAGAGGGGGGAAUGACCAUGGACCAACUUUGCGUGCAUCUGAAGACAACAGGGAAAAGGGGAAUCUACAAGGAGUACGCCAUGAUCAGAGCUGAGGCACCAGCUGGGACAUUCAACUGCUCCAAGGCUCCAUACAACCAGUGUAAGAACAGAUAUACAGACGUUCUGAGUUUGGACCACUCAAGAGUUAAGCUCAACAUCUUGGAUGAGGAUGAUACGACUGACUACAUCAACGCUAACUUCAUGGAUGCCUACAAGCACAAGAACGCAUUCAUCGCCACCCAAGGCCCCCUACCCAGAACAUUCCCCGACUUCUGGCGCAUGGUGUGGGAACAACAGGUGCUCAUCAUCGUCAUGACAACCAGAGUGGUAGAGCGAGGGCGGCUGAAGUGUGGUCAGUACUGGCCGAAUGAGGAGGGCAUGCUUGACCACUACGCCAACUUCCGAGUGACCAAUCUGGAGAUCCAGGCAGGGGAUGACUACACCAUCUCCAGACUCAAGCUGGACAACCUGGAGACGGAUGAGUCUCGGGAGGUCGCACACUUCCAGUUCACGAGCUGGCCAGACUUCGGCGUGCCGCGCUCGGCGGCGGCCAUGUUGGAUUUCCUGGCGGAGGUGCGGCAGUACCAGGCUGACGGGUGUAAGGCCAUGGGGCCGGCCUGGGCGGGGCACCACAGGGGACCUCCCAUCGUGGUACACUGCAGCGCAGGGAUAGGCAGGACAGGCACCUUCUGUACGCUGGAUAUCUGUCUGGACCGGCUGGCCGACAUCGGAACGGUCAACGUGAAGGAGACGGUACAACGGAUGCGCACCCAGCGAGCCUUCAGCAUCCAGACACCGGACCAGUACCACUUCUGUCACACGGCCAUCAUCGAGCACUGUCAGAGACACGGCACCCUGGGACAGGUGGACUACGGGCAGUACGACGACAGCGACAGCGACUGAGCGUCGCCUCCACCUAUUUGUUGAUGUGAUCGGAGAAAAACCUAGGAAACGUGCUCCAGAAAGUACUAACCUUGGAAUGGAGUCCAGGUCAUUUUUGGUGUUCCCUAUUUUGUACUGAAGUUUGUAACCAAACCAACCAUCUUGCAGUCCAACCUGUAAAGUAUAUACCCUGUCUUGAAUUGUCCACUGCAGUAUUUAUAGGGUGAAGUCAGGAGGCUCCAUGCAUUGUGAAUGCGUGUCCGUCAAGUGAAAAUGACAACUCCUGUAGGCAACUUUCAAAAAGUAUCAAAACCAAACUCUUUACCUCAUUUUCCCAUGGAUCCGUGUAUUCUAGACCUUACCAUGUUGUAGUUGGAAAGAAAAGAUGAAUGGUCAUGAUGGCAGAUAUGAAUUGAUUUUUUUGUAGUGAUGUUGUGUAAAGUGCCUCAUUUUCAAAGUUGUGAACAGUGUAUAUUCAUACCAUGAAGGGGCCAACUUGUACAGAUGACUUCAUUGUAACUACAGGAAAACCUACCAAGCACCCUUGUUGAUCUUGCCAGCUCUUUGAGAGGAGAAACCCCAAUGAAACUCUGUUGUUAAUACUAGCUUCUUUUUUUCAAUCACACACCAGGUGAGCUAGACAAAAGUUCUAUUUCAAAGUUGGGCUCUUCAGAUACCAACAGCCUUGGUUGUGUAUUUUGUUGUGUUCCCAGUAUAUCAGAAUUCUACAUCUCUGUUGUUCUUGGUUUUGUAGUGUAAGUCCUGGCCUAAUAUGUAUUGCAUAUCCAAGAUGGCAAAUGUUUCAUGCAAAGGCAUUCAUAGAGAAAUUGUGGAAAUUUUUGGUAAUAACCAGAAAUUAUUGCCCUUGUAAAGAUGAGGUGACAAAAUGCUUUGUUGGUUUCCUUACUUUCUGUUAAUGACUGUUGGCCAGUAAGUUGUAAAGAAAUUCAUUCAAGUAUAUGUAUUAUUUAAAUAACAAAAGCCAAGCCUACUAAUAAGAUUAUAUCACUUGUAACAAAAUGUACCUUCUUGUAACAUUUGUUUGAAAGAGCAUCACUGUUAGAUUUUCCGUUACAUCCCUAUUGUUCACUAAGGACAUAUUUAUUGACAGACAUAUUUAAUAUGUAAUUAUUAUUGUGUACUAUACAAGUGGUUCUUAACCUUAUAUAUGACCAUGGCAAAUGGCAAACAUGAAUGUAUCAGAAGCCAGCAUCCUUCAUUAAAGCCCAGGUAACAAGUUUGCAAUUGCUUCCAUAUUGACGGUUUAGGGUCUACAAUUGUACAGUUAUCUAAAAGCUGUAUAUAAAGGCAUGGUGAUUGUUGUUGGUAUGGUAUUUCCAGGCCCGGAAAAUUCUUUCAAGAGUCUUUCAAGAGAGUUAUGUUUUGCUCGGAAACUUGAUAUACAUAUGGUUCAAAUGCCACUUAUAGAAAGAUCUGAAAAGUUGGGUGCAUAAAACCAAGAGAUCCAUUGUCCAUGCUGCCUAACAUGGCAUUGGGGUGCCUCAAGCACCAUGUAUACUGCUUCUCAUACAUGUAAUUCAUAGAUGGUAGGUAAAACUACAAUAGAUUUCUUUCAACAUUUGCUUGCUACUUCUUUUCUGCUUGGCUUAUUCUACGAUAUUUAUUUGACAUAUUGAUUGUGAUCACUGGAAGUUAUAAAGAGCUUGAAAAGCUUUCCUUUACUGUUAACCCGUAUCCAUAGCAUUGCUUUUGUAUUGAUAAUUUUAAUGAUGGAAUAUUUCACAAAAUGUGAUACACUUACCCGUUCUAGAUGUGUGAAAGAGAAAGCACUGAGUGCAUGUUCAGUUUAUUUUAGGGAUGGUUUACUUUACCCUGUAGAAUACAUUAUAACCAGACGCACAUUGAAAACCAUGGAGAAGGUUUAAGUUUAUUGAAUAGGUAUGUAUGGAAGGAUGAAUCGAUUGUUACGUUUGUGUUUCUCAGCAGGUCUGUAGAUGUUGCCUCUACUGUAUUGAGCUUUCCAAAACCAUAACAAUUCUAGAGUGAAAUAUCUCCAGACUAGGUAUUGAGAAAAAAAAUUGAAGUUUGCAGGUACUUGUCAAAGCUCUUAACCAACAGACUUUCAUAAAAAAAGAUGUUUGGCAUGUAGAGAUCUAGAAGAAAUACCUGACUGUUUCUGAAACCACACUGUUCCAGUUAUUUACCUUCAUCUUGCUACAUGUAAGGUUUUUGGCACAAAAGUUGUGUUGAUACUGGAACAGUAUGAAGCGCUAAAGAAAAUCUUAAUGUGUUUAGACCAGUCAGGUAAAAGUUACCUGCUUAUUAAGCUUCAUAUUGCCAUGUGACUGAGCAGAUUCUGAUCGUCAUUUCUGACCAAGGAAAAACUAACCUCUAACUUAUGAGCCACUCAUGUUUACAGUAAUGCAAGCUACAGUUGUAAAUAUCAAAGGACAACUCAGUGUGAAAGAAGUGCAGUGCCAGGUCUGUAGCUAGGGGGAGCUGCUGCAUGACACACCUGUCUGAAGCCUUGUAUCUAAAACUUUUAUUUACGCCUGUAGUAGGUGGUACAUACCAUGUAUACAGAAACCUGUCUGUGUUCUAUGCUGACGUGCACUGUUUGUCCCUGAAGUGCCUGUGCAAACUUUUGUAAUGUAAAGCUAUGUAUAUGUUUCAAAGUAGAGAAAAAAACAUGAUAAAAAGUGUGUAUGAUAAAUAUAGAAAUUAUAUACAUGUAGGAAGCAUAGCCAUGUUCAUUAUUUUGUAUCUGUUCUUGUGACUGAUGGUGUAGUAUACAAACACAGUAACUUGGAAAGUAUUUAAGUAGCUAUUAAAAUGUGCAGUCUUA
This is a messenger RNA of Branchiostoma belcheri (Belcher's lancelet), 4974 nucleotides long. RefSeq names its product tyrosine-protein phosphatase non-receptor type 9-like. The transcript has 12 exons. Lineage: Eukaryota; Metazoa; Chordata; Leptocardii; Amphioxiformes; Branchiostomatidae. The record is from RefSeq and is a predicted model, not a curated record. Gene Ontology annotation, molecular function: protein tyrosine phosphatase activity. Bases 60 to 2189 code for a protein of 709 amino acids. Gene Ontology annotation, biological process: protein dephosphorylation.